GUAGUACAAUAGAGCUGUUGUGUCGUGGUGGAGAGGGUGAUUUCUGCUUUUGGGAUAUUGACAGUGGGACAGAAACGAGAAAAAUAAGAAAAACACCGGUAUUUACCGCACCUCAGCGCUGCUGACUUAAAGACAGCCUUGCGAAGUCUGUCGGCGCGCGCGAUCGUCCUGAAGCACAGCAUUUUUGCAUGUGAGGCAUGAGCCAGAGAAAGAAGCCGCACAAGCGAGGAAAAUAGUAGCAUGGUUUUUGAAUUUAUGGAUAAGUCAGGAUGAAACGACUCAGGACUCCAAGCAGCAGUGACAGUUCAGACAAUGAAAGUCCCUCGACGUCCUUUUCCUCUAACAAGUAUGGAAGCAAACCAGGCACCCCCGCCUCUGCUCAGAAGAAACCAGCAGAGGUGUUCAGAAAAGACCUGAUCAGUGCGAUGAAGCUGCCGGACUCACACCAUAUUUCUUCAGAGGAUUAUUACCUGUUGGCGGACACAUGGAAGCAGGAAUGGGAGAAAGGAGUGCAGGUGCUGGCCAGUCCAGACACUAUCCCUCAGCCCUCCGUGAGAAUAAUCACAGAGAAGCCAAAGGAAGUGCUCUUCUCCAAACCAAGGAAAUAUAUUCAGUGCUGGAGUCAGGACUCCUCAGAGACGGGCUACGUCAACAUUAAGGAGCUGGCGGAGGCUAUGUGCAGAUACGAUCUGGAUGAUAUGGAUUUGUACUGGCUCCAGCAGCUCAAUGCAGAGCUGGGGAUGAUGGGGGAAGGAGUGGUGGAUGAGCUGACGAUGGAACGGGUGAUGGAGGCACUGGAGAGACAGUGUCAUGAAAACAUGAACCACGCCAUCGAGACCGAGGAAGGUUUAGGAAUCGAGUACGAUGAGGACGUCAUUUGUGAUGUGUGUCGCUCACCUGACAGCGAGGAGGGCAAUGAUAUGGUGUUUUGUGAUAAGUGCAACAUUUGCGUGCACCAGGCCUGCUAUGGCAUUGUAAAGGUGCCAGAUGGAAACUGGCUGUGCAGAACUUGUGUGCUUGGCAUCACUCCGCAGUGCCUUCUGUGUCCUAAAACGGGAGGCGCAAUGAAAGCCACCAGAGCUGGCACUAAAUGGGCUCAUGUUAGCUGUGCCCUCUGGAUACCUGAGGUGAGCAUUGCAUGCCCAGAGCGCAUGGAGCCCAUCACCAAAGUGUCCCACAUUCCACCCAGCCGCUGGUCACUCAUCUGCAGUCUGUGUAAACUCAAGACAGGAGCCUGCAUACAGUGUUCGGUUAAGAACUGCACCAUCCCUUUCCACGUCACCUGUGCUUUCGAGCACAGCCUGGAGAUGAAGACCAUCCUGGAUGAAGGUGAUGAAGUCAAGUUUAAAUCCUACUGCCUAAAGCACAGCAAACCCAAAGCAGGAGAACCGGGCUUGAGUCCGGCCCGCCACAAACCUCCAACUGAGACUGACAAACUGAGUCUGAGGGCACAGAAGCUUCAGGAGCUGGAGGAGGAGUUUUACAUGUAUGUCCAUCCUGAAGAAGUGGCCCAUGACCUCAGCCUGCCGCUCCACCUGCUGGAUUUCAUCUUUCAAUACUGGAAGAUGAAGAGGAAAAGCAACUUCAACAAGGCCCUGCUACCACCCAAAGAAGAUGAGGAAAACCUACUGCUGCAACCACAGGAGGACAGCAUUCAUACACGCAUGCGCAUGUUCAUGCACCUGCGCCAGGACCUGGAAAGGGUGAGAAACUUGUGCUACAUGGUGAGUCGAAGAGAGAAACUAAAGCUGUCCCAGAGUAAAGCUCAAGAACAGAUUUUCAAUCUACAUGUCAAGCUUGUCAACCAAGAGUUAUCUGCAGGGCUUCCAGUGUCCUCUUCAAUAGAGAACCUACUUUUCCACCCUCCACCCAGAAUAACCUUAAAACUGAAAAUGCCCAAAGUACAGCUCGGCAACGGUAAAAGCAGCUCCAAAUCCGGUAAUGGACCCUUAUGCCCGGAUAACAGCUGCAACCUUUAUGACACUAGUGAAGGAGGGAUCGGUCAGGGCAAACCGCAGCUCCAUCUAGGACGACAACGAAUGGAGGAGCGAAUCAACGGUAUCCUCCCCGCCUCCAUAUACAUCCGACGAGAUGGCGGGACGCCACCGUUAGCGGUAAAACAAUCAGGCAAACCUUUAGCUCUACACGCCGCCCUCCACGGUCAAUCAUCCAACGGGAAGACCAAAGCGGAAGCAGAAAAAACGCGGCAAAUAAAAGCCAACGGCAUUUUAGACAAACCCAUUCUCCAAAGAGACACUUCCUGCCAGGCGGCCAGUGAGAAAGAUCCCCGCAGCGAGCUUUCAGGGAAAAGUCAGUCGUCUGGAUUCCACAAAACCUCUCUUGAGCACUUUAGUCGAUCUCUCAAGGAGGCCACUGUCAGUUUAGUACGGACCGAGGACCUUCGGGCCUUUGAAAAGAACUCACGCAAGUCUUCUGGAUUCUCCAAACCGCUUUCCACCGAGCGGCCGCUAGGGGGCGGCAGAGCGUCUCAGGAAAGCGAUGGUUACUGUCCGGACGCAGAGCUCAGUGAUUCUGAACCCGAAGCCAAAGGGAAGUGCAGGCAAGGAGGAAGGACUCAAACUCAGAGAGGAGAUUAUGUCAAGUCUGCCAGUCGAGCAAAACACUCUUAUGGCUCUAGGACGUCGGUGCAAAGGUGACAAUCUUCACAAGCAUUACAAACACCCCACUGCCAUGAGUUAUUACCGUUACUUAGACUUCUGGUGGGACAUCGGAAGUGCCAGAUUCUAGUUUUCCUCUGUUGAGGAUCAUUUGGUUGCUUUUUUUUGUAGUGCCAAAACAUGGCUGGCUGGUUGGAGAAGUGCAGUUGGUCUAUUUUUGUGUGCGUCUGUGUGUGUUGGGCAUGAUUUAUCACUGUGUUUUCUAUCCUGCCGAAGUGUUUCUGCUGCACUUGGACUCAUGAGAGCAUUAUGGGUGGUGAAGCAGUGUUGUACAUAAAAAAGCAAGGUCGUUUUUUACACUGUACAUAGUAGUUUGUUGAGAUAUGAGAAACAUUGAGGUGUUUUCCACGUACAGAAACAUAAUUUCUUACUGACAUGCUUAUGCAAAAAAUAAAAGACUUGAGGACUCUGAUCUGACAAA
This is a messenger RNA of Danio aesculapii, 3099 nucleotides long. RefSeq names its product jade family PHD finger 3 (gene jade3). Gene Ontology annotation, biological process: regulation of transcription by RNA polymerase II. Bases 270 to 2657 code for a protein of 795 amino acids. The record is from RefSeq and is a predicted model, not a curated record. Lineage: Eukaryota; Metazoa; Chordata; Actinopteri; Cypriniformes; Danionidae. The transcript is spliced from 12 exons. Gene Ontology annotation, cellular component: histone acetyltransferase complex.